Molecule: messenger RNA, 3029 nt
Organism: Mytilinidion resinicola
Lineage: Eukaryota; Fungi; Ascomycota; Dothideomycetes; Mytilinidiales; Mytilinidiaceae
Exons: 4
Coding region: 105-3029 (974 amino acids)
Biological process (GO): metal ion transport; transmembrane transport
Cellular component (GO): membrane
Molecular function (GO): metal ion transmembrane transporter activity
Source: RefSeq, a predicted model, not a curated record
CCCAAUCUCACGCCCGUCGCCGCUCCAAACCCUCAGUCCCCCUUUCUCUUCAUGUAGACGCGCCAGGAACCACCUCCGAGCGGCCCCCCUCCCGACUGCCCUCGAUGGCUUCCUUUCUGCGCCGCUCUUCGGUCAGUUAUGAGUUGCUCCCAAGGAACUCCUCAGACUCCAGCGACCGCCAUGGUUUCGAGGAACCUGCCUACGCCUAUCGAUCCCUCCCAGCCAUUCUUUCGUGGCUCCCGUUCUUUCGCACCGGUCGACAGCCCACGAGCGCCAAAGGAGCAACUGCAUACAGAUUCCCCCGCCCUCGGAGACACAGAGGAUGCUUAUUUCGCUCUGUAUACUGGGCCUUGAUUGUGCUCCCAUACUUCCUCAUUGGCCUGGUCUUGUUCGUGGCAGCCUUUAUACCCUCUUACACCCACCGCCCCGCGCAUUACAACGAACUCCGGGCAAGAUCUGAGGCUUCUUCCGAGCCAGGACGAGCCAACAUAAAUCAGGAAAAGGUUUUUAUUGCAGCUAGUGUAUAUGACGAGGACGGCAUGCUGGCCGGAGGGGCCUGGGGAGACGCUAUCAUCGGUCUCGUGGAUUUGCUUGGUCCCGAAAAUGUCUACCUUAGCGUGUACGAGAACGAUCCCGACCCUGGUUCGAAGAAAGCUCUAGAGGACUUUGAGAAGAGAGUCACAUGCAAUUCCUCCAUAGUUGCAGAGCACCUCGGACUCGACAGCAUCCCACGCGUCACGCUUCCCUCAGGUGAAAAGCGUGUAAAGCGAAUUGCCUUCCUCGCAGAAGUCCGGAAUCGAGCCUUACGUCCUCUUGAAACCGCCGGGAUCACAUUCGACAAGCUGUUCUUUAUAAAUGAUGUCGUCUUUGAUCCCAUUGAAGCCGCACAGCUCCUCUUCUCAACUAAAGUGGACUCAAACGGGCGCACCCAAUACGGUGCUGCUUGCGCCGUGGACUUCAUCAACCCCUUCAAGUUCUACGACCGUUUUGCUACCCGCGACCUCGACGGCUACAGCAUGGGCAUUCCCUUCUUUCCCUGGGUCACCGACGCAGGCUCUGGAGGGAGUCGACGUGACCUCAUUGCUAAUAAGGACGCCGUCCGUGUUCGCAGCUGCUGGGGCGGCAUGACUGCCUUCGAAGCCCGCUGGUUCCAGACCGCCAGCAUCACCUCCGCACUCUCUACCUCCGAUUCACCCCCCUCUACCUCCCCACUCCGCUUCCGCUUCGAAGAGGAUAUCUUCUGGGACUCCUCUGAAUGUUGUCUCAUAAACGCCGACCUGCAGCAUCGCCGCUCUGGGCUCAACGUGACUGAAGAUACAGGCAUUUACAUGAACCCAUUUGUGCGUGUCGCGUAUGACUCGAACACACUUUCCUGGCUCGCUCUCACCCGCCGCCCCGAGCGCCUCUACUCAUUGAUUCACAACAUCCUGAGUCACAUGGUGGGCAUGCCACUAUUCAACCCGCGCCGUACGGAGCAGCCUGGCGAGCAGGCGACAGACAAAGUCUGGCAGUAUGACAAUCCUGACGCUGUCUUCUCCGGGAAUUUGACUGUGGAGGGCUUUAAGGGCGCAUACCACGACGUUAAGCGCCUAGCGGGCCCAGGCGGCUUCUGCGCUUCGGUGAUAUGCGUAGACGUUAUAGUACGGCAGUUUCCGGGGCAAAAGAACUUCAAGAUCCAAAACAGCAAUAAUUUUCUAUCAUGUUCACUAAGCUUGAGCUUCGGGGUCAUGAUAUUCUCAUCGCUGUACAGCAUGCUGCCAUCCGCAAAACAGUACUUGCAUAAAUCUGGACUCUCUCCCAAAGUUGCCGCUUGGAUCACGAUUGGGUGCUUUUUGGCAGGUGUCAUUGGUAUCCAGCUUAUUUCACGUGUUAUACAUCGUUAUAUUCCGCACGAAACGGUCGACUGUGACCAUGCUCACGAUGAAGAGGAGGGAGAAGAAAUCCAAGAAUGUGACGAACAUCAGAAAAGCCCGCAGCUGGUGCGGGAUCCUGGGUUUCAAAAACAGUAUCACCUAUCCAUGGGCUCAGAGUCUGCCGUCAACACAGAUCUUGAUUCAGAACAACUACACGGCGAUCACACCCAUGUCGUCAACGGAAUCCACCACGGCGAUGCAGAACACCGAAGGCCUUCGUUGCAGCAACUGGUUAGUGGUCUCGUAACUGGAUCAAAACGCCUCUGCGACGAGGACGGCCAAUGUUUCGGCUACUCCGAUCCAUGCGGCCAGGACUGCUUCAAAAUCGUGCAAUCAAGAGGAGGCACCAGAGCCCAUCCCCCUUUAGCCCGUCCUGCAGGCCUCAGAACCAUGUCGACUCCCCAUACAUCCACUCUCACGGGCGAACGCCAACCCCUCCUCCAAAGCGUCAACGAAGGCGCCCCCUUAACCGCCGCCACCGAACCGUCCCACUCACACAACACCACCAAGACAAGCAGCAACGGCAGCAACCCCUCCCUCCACAAACACCCCAGCACGGGCACCCUCUCCACUCAAUCCUCCUCCACCUCCUCACUACACAAAGCCCACACCCACCCCUCCCACCACCACCACGUCCCGACCAACGCCUUCCUCUCCAUCGGCCUCCAAACCUCCAUCGCCAUCGCCCUGCAUAAGCUUCCCGAAGGCUUCAUCACCUACGCCACCAACCACGCCAACCCCUCGCUCGGCGCGGCCGUCUUCCUCGCCCUCUUCAUCCACAACCUCACCGAGGGCUUCACCCUCGCGCUGCCCAUGUACCUCGCCAUCGGCUCGCGCUGGAAGGCCAUGUUCUGGUCCUCGCUGCUCGGCGGCGCGUCGCAGCCGCUCGGCGCGGGCGUCGCGGCACUCUGGAUCCGGUUUUCAGGCAGAGGCGCCGACGGUGACGAUGCGCGCGUGUAUGGGUGCAUGUUUGCGGUCACGGCGGGGAUCAUGGCGAGCGUGGCGGUGCAGCUGCUGAGCGAGAGUCUGGAUCUCACGCAUAGCAAGAAUGCGUGCUUUGUGUUUGCGUUUGUGGGGAUGGCGGUGUUGGGGGUUAGUAGUGCGUUGACGGCUUAG